GUUCAGGAGUUCGUGUUUGUGAAUAUGGGGCCAUUGCAAUUAGCCUUAAAAAAACAUUGAGAGGUAGCUUACAGGACAACAGCAGCAAGCAGUAGACAUGGAGGACAUGACAGCAGAGCUUGAACUACCCGGGUUUCGGUUUCAUCCUACCGAGGAAGAACUCCUGGACUUCUACCUGAAAAAUAUCAUUUUUGGGAAGAGGCAGAGGUUUGAUAUAAUUGGACUGCUCAACAUAUAUCAUUAUGAUCCUUGGGCUUUGCCAGGAUUGGCGAAGAUUGGCGAGAGGGAGUGGUACUUUUUUGUGCCUAGAGAUAGGAAGCAUGGCAAUGGAGGAAGGCCUAACAGGACCACUGAAAAUGGAUUCUGGAAGGCCACAGGCUCAGACAGAAGAAUACUGAAUUCUUCUGAUCCUAAAAGGAUCAUUGGCCUGAGAAAGACUCUUGUGUUCUACGAAGGAAGAGCACCUCAUGGAAAAAAAACUGAUUGGGUCAUGAACGAAUAUCGCCUCCCAGACACCUGUUCCAUACCAAAGGACAUAGUGUUGUGUAAGAUAUAUAGGAAGGCAACAUCCUUGAAGGUCCUGGAACAAAGGGCAGCAAUGGAGGAAGAGAUGAAGUCAGUUCAUGGAUCACCUUCAUCCCCAAUGUCAUCAAUGGAUGGUAUCUCAUUCUGCAGCUCUCAACAAGAAAAGCCGGGCCCAUCGAUGCCCAUGCAGGGCAUGGUUUUCAAGAAGGAAGUAGUAGAAGAGAAGAAGUAUGAAAAUGGCCAGGAGGGUGCCAAAGGGUCUUGCUCAUCUCUGCAGUUGCCAUCAGGGAAGUUGACUGAGCUCCAAGUUCCAAAAUCAGGCACAGACUGGAGCCAGGACCCCAUUUGGACCCAACUAGGCAGCCCCUGGCUUCAAAAUCUGAACACUUACACCAACAUUCUGAAUUUCUAAGGCCUUUGUUUAUCUGCUGAGGAUGAAUCUCAAUCAACCCUGUAGAUAAAUUUUGUCUCUGAGUCCAUCUAGGCCUUUUUGUCAUCCCUGGCUUGGUAUGAAUAACAGUUUGGACUGAGCCCAGAGGGUAGCCUUGACUCUGUUUCAAAGUUUGGACGUAUUUACUGAUCUUGUAAUCAAAGAAUGUUAACUUUAUGUAUGUUCAAUGUAGCUUAUAAGUUCAUUAUGCAAUGUGGUUACUGGCCAACAGUGAUCUCCAUUUGAUCUUCA
Molecule: messenger RNA, 1207 nt
Organism: Vitis riparia (riverbank grape)
Lineage: Eukaryota; Viridiplantae; Streptophyta; Magnoliopsida; Vitales; Vitaceae
Product: NAC domain-containing protein 22-like
Exons: 3
Coding region: 98-937 (279 amino acids)
Biological process (GO): regulation of DNA-templated transcription
Molecular function (GO): DNA binding
Source: RefSeq, a predicted model, not a curated record